This is a messenger RNA of Condylura cristata (star-nosed mole), 2986 nucleotides long. It is a transcript of the gene GPR157, whose product is annotated as G protein-coupled receptor 157. The annotation marks the transcript as partial. Gene Ontology annotation, biological process: cell surface receptor signaling pathway; adenylate cyclase-activating G protein-coupled receptor signaling pathway. Gene Ontology annotation, molecular function: G protein-coupled receptor activity. The record is from RefSeq and is a predicted model, not a curated record. Gene Ontology annotation, cellular component: plasma membrane. NCBI's taxonomy places the organism in Eukaryota, Metazoa, Chordata, Mammalia, Eulipotyphla, Talpidae. The transcript is spliced from 4 exons.
CUGCUGUCCUGCGUGCUGUCGGCGCUGGGCUCCGGCCUGCUGGUGGCCACGCACGCCCUGUGGCCCGACCUGCGCAGCCAGGCGCGGCGCCUGCUGCUCUUCCUCUCGCUGGCUGACCUGCUCUCCGCCGUUUCCUACUUCUAUGGGGUGCUGCAGGACUUCACGGGCUCCUCGUGGGACUGCGUGCUGCAGGGCGCCCUCUCCACCUUCGCCAACACCAGCUCCUUCUUCUGGACCGUGGCCAUCGCCCUCUACCUGUACCUCAGCAUCGUCCGCGCCGUGCACGGGCCGAGGGCCAGCCGCUUGUUCUGGGCCUUCCACAUCAUCAGCUGGGGGGUCCCGCUGGCCAUCACCGCGGCCGCGGUGGCGCUCAAGAAGAUCGGCUAUGACGCGUCCGACGUGUCGGUGGGCUGGUGCUGGAUCGACCUGGAGGCGGAGGACCACGUGCUGUGGAUGCUGCUGACGGGGAAGCUGUGGGAGCUCCUGGCCUACGUCACGCUGCCCCUGCUCUACCUCCUCAUCAGGAAGCACAUCAGCAGGGCGCACCAGGCGCUAUCGGAGUACCGGCCCAUCCUCUCGGACGCGCACCGGCUCGGGCACCACGCCUCUGCGGCCGACAGGAAGCUGGUGCUCAUCCCGCUCAUCUUCAUCUGCCUCCGAGUCUGGAGCACCGUGCGCUUCGUGCUGACCCUGUGCGGCUCCGCGGCCGUGCGGACCCCCGUGCUGGUGGUUCUGCACGGCAUCGGGAACACCUUCCAGGGCGGUGCCAACUGCAUCAUGUUCGUCCUCUGCACCCGAGCCGUGCGCGCACGGCUCUUCGCCCUCUGCUGCUGGGGCCCUGCCCAGCCUCCCGCCGGGAGCCCCGCCGGCCCUCCCCAGGCCCCGGCCUCCUCCAGGGCAGGCGGCUCUCAGGGAGCGGGACGGGCCCCCGCCGAGCGGCCAAGCACCUGAGCCUCGCCUGGUUCUGCACGUUGGUGCUCCCUGCAGGGCCUCAGGCCCCGCACCCCUCGACUGUGGAAGCCCUCGAUCCCUCCGGGAGCAGCUGCAAACUCAGCCUCUUCUACCUCUAAGACCCUCGGGUGACUCGGUGCCCCCUGACCCCCAGGCCCGCCGCAGGGGUGCGUGAGGGUCUGCACUGAGCUGGGGGAACCGGCGGGCGGGCCCACCGCCAGGCAGCCCAGCCCCAUGGUCACUGGCCUCGUCCUCACCGUUUACACUUUGAGGGACUCGCCCCUCCUUCCCGUGGGAAAGCACUGUACAUUGACCCCCACCCCGCCCUCAGUAACAGGCAGGGGCCUGCCACGAGCCCCCCUGGGUGCCGAGAGCUGCAGCCAGCCCCCCUCACCAGGGUGGGGACCCUCUGCCCCAGUGCCCAACCAGGGGCGCCACCCCGACCCUCAUCCUGGGGCUGUCUGGGGAGCCGGAUAUCAGGCACAGGCCACCUCCACCUCAGUCUCCAGGGUCACCUACAGCACCACCACUUCCCCUCCCCCCUGUGGCAGGUAGGACAGGCAGCAUGGGGGCCCCCGCGGGCACCCCACUGUCUGUGCAGCUUCUCUGUGAGUGAGUGGGGGUCUCUGGCGUGUUCGCCAGCUUUGGUGUUUUGUAGGAAAGGUGGCCGGAGGCUGAGGCUGGCCAAUACUGACCGACACGCCUCGCCUGGUGGAGGUUGGGGCGAUGCUGGGGCUGGGGGGCGCCGCGUGGGGCGGUGGGGUUUGUUGAGCAGUAACCCCGCGUCUGUUCCUGGCCCAUGUUCUCGCCCGUUACUUCGGAAAGCGAGUUCUCUGUGGCUAAGAAAGGGGGUGGCCUCCUGGGCCCCUGGGUGUCCCGCCUGUGUGUCCGUCAGAGGCACGCAACACAGAAGGGUCCCGAGCGAACCACGAACGAAGGCUCUGGACUGAGACGGAACCACGCCCUCCUGGGGUUCCCGCUUCCUCUGGGAACCUGCAGCAGGGCAUGACCCCGCGGGGGGUGGGGGGUCUUCCGCAGAAUCAGUGCUCCUUUGGGGCUUCCUGAAAAGAUUCAUUUAUGAAAGUCAUCAGGACCCUCCCCAUGGCUUCGGUGAAUCCCGUGGCCUUCAGGAAUUGCUGGCUCCCGUGUGAGGAAGUCCUGGGGGCCCCAAAGAUGCUGCCACCCACGAGGGUGCAGGGCUGGCAGAGACCCUCAUGAGCAGACAGUGACCCCCAAACUACUCAUAGCAGUCAGAGAGGCCAGUGGGAUGAAGCUAGAAGUAACCCCGCUCAGACGCCCCCAGUCUGCUCAGAGGGUGCACAGAGGAGGCCUCGGCGUGGCCUCUCCAGGGCAGACCUGGGUCUCCAGACCGGUCAGGAAUCACAGAACUCGGGGUGCCCCCUCAGGUUCUCAUUCCACGUGGUGGGUGGCACUGCUGUGCCAUCUGCUUUUGUAAGAAAAAGCCCAUUUUCCUUUCCGUCUCCGCAGCUGCAUGGCCCACCGUGGUCUGCAGGUGUGUGACCACAGCCUGCGGGGGGUGGUGCCCCCGGGGGCCUGGUUCCUGCCCCCCCACCCCACAUGAAAACAGCGUGACCAGAACCGGUGGCCACGUCAGCACAGCUCGGUGGGGUCUUCGGAACCAAGGACAGUCCUGAGAGCCCACGAGCUCUGGUCUCCUCGCUGGGCCCCGCCGGCUUCACUGUUCUCUCUUCAGAUUGACCCACCCCACCCCUGGGGUACAGAUGCAGAACCUCAGCCUGACAGGUGCCGUCUGUGAUGAGCUCAGCUCAGACCUCCCUUCUCCGCACUUCCUGACCCCGACGCCCAUUCGGGCUCGCAGGCCCUCGCCACCUCUCUCUGCCUCCUCUGUUUAGUGUUGUAAUAAAGAUGACGGUGUGGCCCGGCCGAGGGCGCACAGAGCUCGUCACCCACCCACGGUGAGACAGAGCGCCCCACCCAACUCGGAGCCUUCCUGGCAUGUGUGAAACUCGCGAGAUCCCCGGUCCUGGGUGGGGCCAGAGUCUUACUAUUUUAA